AGUCUUAGUUUAGAAGCUUCGCUAAAACCUGUCCACCAUGAAUGACCCUGCUGGUAUUUCAAAAACCGGUGGCAUAGCUUCCAGCAUAACAGCAACACAUAAGCCAGCACAGUACAUAAACUGACAGACUCAAAACCAAAAACCAAAGCCAGUGCCGUCGAGUCGAUACCGACUCAUAGCGACCCUAUAGGACAGAGUAGAACUGCUCCCAUAGAGUUUCCAAGAAGCUUCUGGCGGACUAGGGGUGGAUAUAGAUUGUGUUAGAAGAUGGUAAGUGGACUGGUAGAGGGGAGCUAUAGGAGCCAGCUGAGGGACAGAAAUGUAGGAUGUUCAAUAUUAAUGGAGUGAUCCAGCAAGCCUCUUCUGAAGGAGAUGGGGGGCGGGGAACCCUUUGCCAUCAAGUCGAUUCCGACUCAGAGCGACCCUAUGGGACAGUACAACUGCCCUAUAGAGUUUCCGAGGAGCGCUCGGUGGAGUCGAACUGCCAACCUUUUGGUUAGCAGCCAUAGCACUUAACCACUAUGCCACCAGCCACCAGGGUUUGAAGGAGAUGAGAAAACUCAUCGGGGUCCCAACACUAUUUUAACGAAUUCAGUUUUUCAAGAGAAGUAUCUAAGCAUCGGGUGGGGGUGGAGGGCGAAGAUGUUAGAUUUGUCUGAGAUUUCAUUCAGAGUCUCUGCAAGUGGAGGCGGCCGGAUGGGCGCUCAGAAGUUGGAGGGAGCCGGCCCACGUUGCCAGCCCGGUGCUUCAGGCUCGACACCCAUCGAGGACCUGGACACGCAUGAGCGCGGCUCCAGGGUGAACAUAUUCCAGACGGCCAGAGGUGCCAUAUAUGAGAGGUCACCUAGACAGGUAGGCUUCCCGGAGAACCCGGCGUCGAGACCGACGCUGAAAGAAGAGGAAUGGGCUUUGUGCCAACGUCUGAGGUUGAACGAUGGGAACGCCAGGAGGGGCGAGACCGAGCCUGGGUAGGGACCGGAUCGCCCGGUGGGGACGCCGAGGUUCCGUCCCGUAGGAGCGGAAUGCCAGGCGAGAGUCCAGGAAAGAGCGAUACACGCCGGUGGCGUUUUAGCUGCCUUAUCUGCACCCCCGAGGGUGCCGCUGGGGGAAAGUGGAGUGGCCUAGAAAGGCGUUCUCCCGAGGAAGACCCGCCCCGCGCAUGCGCGCUCCGGAGCGAGUGGGGGAGGGACUUCACCUCGAGUUUGCGCCCCAGCACCGGCUCGCCGGCAAAUAUUUGACAUUCCGGGCUUAACGGGAGAGGGGCGGGGCCCGACGAGCGACGUCCUUCCCCCAGUGCUUGAUUUGCUCAGUGCUUCCGGGGGUGGUGACACGGGGGGAGGUGGAGGUGUCCUAGUAGGCAAUCAGAAGAGCACUACCGCGCUCUCGCGUUCUUCUCCACCCUAAGUGGGAGCGCUGGUAGACCGAAACUGGCAGACACGGGGUCCACCUCUCACUCCCUCCCGGCCACAGUGACCCGGCGCAAGUCACUUCCGUCCCUGGUGCCUCAGUCUCUUCAUUUGCCAAGCGGGGGGCGCGCUGCUGUGUGGAGUCAGUGGACAAGGCCUUGGAGGCGCCCCCUCCACCCCGAUUUCCCAGGCGUGAGCUGAGGAUGCAUUCUCAUCCUCGGCUCUCUCCAUUGUUCGCAAGCCUUCUCCGAAAGCGCGAUGUAGGGCCUCUGCCUGUGUCGGGCCGGCCUUGGCAAUCCUAUGUCUCCGCUCCCGCCAAGACAGAGCCCUUCUUCCCGCUGGGUUCUCCUUCAGUUUCGCAAUCAAGUAAAUGGGAGAAUUCGGGAAAUACUCGGGCGGCCUGGAAAAGCACGGUAAAGAAGGCUCAUCAAACUCGACCAGGCGAAGGGGGCCAGGGAGUCCUCAACGCGGGACUGUCCGAAUUGGGGUCUUGGCCAGGGACACUCGCCGCUAGGCCCCCACCCCGCAGAGCGCUCACAAUCUCCGGGCAACAGGCCCUGGGCCUUUCCCCCAUCGGCGCGCGCGCGCGCGAGCGUGUAAGGAAAACAGGCAAGAGCGAGGGAGUAGUGAUGCUCCAGGCCCGGACCAUUCACCUCUGCCGGGUUCAGGGUGUUUGCUGCUCUCGGUUUGAGGGAACAGGGAGCUUUCUCUUUCUGCAGCACAGAACCUGGUCACCCUCCGUCCCACAGCGACCACGUUUCGGCACCGUGGACACUUCCCGGAGCCGCGCUCGGGCCGGGCCCUCGUCCCUAAGUGUAAAAGCCUUGCCCUAUGACCUCGGCUGACCCCUUCCCCCCACGGUUCUUAUCACCCCUGAUGAUUUCCUCCGGCUUCUUCCCCCAAUCAACCUUUGGUGACCGCCCCCCUACAGCUCCUUGACUGACUCCUGGUGACUUCCACAGGUAGUGUGACCCUCAAGGACUAGGGAAGCCCCCGCGUCCUGCACGUUCCUUUGCGGAGUUCUCACAGUUCCUGGAGGUUGGGGACGCCCCGGGAGUCGGACAGGGCCCAGAGCGCGCACCCAGGCCGGAGUAUACGAGCGCGCGGUCUAGGCUAGGUUCUGGCACCCCUCCCCUACUGUUCUCUGGAGCCGCCCCGGUCACGUGGCUGGCGGGGCCGGCAGGUAACUCUCCCAGAAAGGGCGGGGGCCGGUACCGCCCCGCCCCGCAGGGAGCCGCGAGCGCGUCUCUGCAGCGCCCACUGCUCUAGCAGAGCCGCAGGUGCCGCCCCCGACACACUGUGUCCCGCCCAAGCUGGUCCGCGUCUGCCGUCGGUUUGUGCGUGCGUGCGCCUCGUCGGUCCGCGUGUGUCUGGCCGAGUGCCCCCUUCCUCUGUGGCCAUGACUCCACCGCCGCCCCAGCCACCGCCUCCCGGUCCGGACCCCGCCGCUGAUUCUGCGGCAGACCCCUGCUCCGGGCCCGGAACCCUAGUCGUACUGUUUGGGGCCACAGCCGGUGCGCUGGGGCCCGACUUGGGCUCCGACGAGACCGACUUAAUCCUUCUAGUCUGGCAAGCGGUGGAGCCUCGGAGUCGCCAGGUGGGGACACUCCACAAGUCCCUAGUGCGCGCCCAGACAGCUGCGUUGAGUCCUCAGUGCCGCGAGGCGAGCGGCCUUAGUGCCGACAGCCUGGCACGGGCCGAGCCACUGGACAAGGUGCUGCAGCAGUUCUCACAGCUGGUGAGUGGGGACGUAGCUCUGCUUGGCGGGGGCCCCUAUAUGCUCUGCACUGAUGGGCAGCAGCUGCUGCGACAGGUCCUGCACCCUGAGGCCUCCCGGAAGAACCUGGUGCUCCCCGACACCUUCUUCUCCUUCUACGACCUCCGCAGAGAAUUCCAUAUGCGGCACCCGAGUAUCUGCCCUACCAGAGACCUCACCGUGGCCACCAUGGCACAGGAUUUGGGGCUGGAAACAGACGCCACAGAGGACGACUUUGGAGUCUGGGAAGUGAAAACAAUGGUAGCCAUCAUCCUCCACCUGCUGGAAGGGCCCAGCGGUCAAUUAUUUUCAAAGCCCGAGGUCGUAAAGCAGAAAUAUGAGACAGGGCCGUGCUCUGACCCUGUGUCCUGCCCCCACAGCAGCAAGACUGACGUGGUGGACAGUGAGACUGUGAUACGGGCCCGUGGGUUGCCCUGGCAGUCAUCAGACCAGGAUGUGGCUCGCUUCUUCAAAGGGCUCAACAUUGCCAGGGGCGGUGUAGCACUCUGCCUCAAUGCCCAGGGCCGCAGAAAUGGCGAGGCCCUCAUCCGCUUUGUGGACAGUGAGCAGCGGGACCUAGCACUGCAGAGGCACAAGCACCAUAUGGGUAUCCGUUAUAUCGAGGUGUAUAAAGCCACGGGGGAAGAAUUUGUAAAGAUCGCAGGGGGCACAUCAUUAGAGGUGGUCCGUUUCCUGUCACGGGAAGACCAGGUGAUCCUGCGGCUGCGGGGACUGCCCUUCUCAGCUGGGCCUGCAGAUGUGCUGGCCUUCCUGGGGCCAGAGUGCCCAGUGACUGGGGGUGCUGAUGGGCUGCUCUUUGUGCGCCAUCCUGACGGCCGGCCCACUGGUGAUGCCUUUGCCCUCUUUGCCUGUGAGGAGUUGGCACAGGCUGCCCUGCGCAGGCACAAGGGUAUGCUGGGUAAGCGAUACAUCGAACUCUUCCGGAGCACUGCAGCUGAGGUGCAGCAGGUCCUGAAUCGAUAUGCAUCCAGCUCACUCCUUCCCACUCUUACUGCCCCACUGCUGCCCAUCCCCUUCCCACUGGUAGCUGGGACCGGGAGGGAUUGUGUACGUCUUCGAGGCCUGCCCUACACAGCCACCAUUGAAGACAUCCUAAGCUUCCUGGGGGAGGCAGCGGCUGACAUCCGGCCCCACGGUGUGCACAUGGUGCUCAACCAGCAGGUGAGGUUGCUGUCAGUGGGGGACACACACACAUUUAUGGUGAGAGAAGGGUGUGUGGUUAGGGGUAAGGCCCUUUUGCACAUGCUUACAAGACAGUGUGAACAGGGCCGGCCAUCGGGUGACGCCUUCAUCCAGAUGACGUCAGCAGAGCGGGCCCUCGCUGCUGCUCAACGUUGCCAUAAGAAGGUGAUGAAGGAACGCUACGUGGAGGUGGUCCCCUGCUCCACAGAGGAGAUGAGCCGUGUGCUGAUGGGGGGCACUUUGGGCCGCAGUGGCAUGUCCCCUCCGCCCUGCAAGCUGCCCUGCCUCUCGCCACCUGCCUAUGCCACCUUCCAUGCUACCCCAGCCCUCAUUCCCACUGAGACAGCAGCUCUGUAUCCCUCUUCGGCACUGCUCCCGGCUGCCAGGGUUCCUGCCACCCCCACCCCGGUUGCCUACUACCCAGGGCCAGCCACUCAGCUCUACAUGAACUACACAGCCUACUACCCCAGUCCCCCAGUCUCCCCUACCACUGUGGGCUACCUCACCACACCCCCUGCCGCCCUGGCCUCUGCCCCCACCUCGGUGUUGUCCCAGCCAGGAGCCCUGGUUCGUAUGCAGGGUGUUCCAUACACAGCUGGUAUGAAGGAUCUGCUCAGUGUCUUCCAGGCCUACCAGCUAGCCCCUGAUGACUACACCAGUCUGAUGCCUGUUGGUGACCUGCCUCGCACUGUGCUACAGGCCCCCAAAGAGUGGGUGUGUUUGUAGGUGAGGGAGCCAGGAGGUAAGAGCUAGCUGACAUCCUCAGCUAACAUGCCCCUCCCUCCUGUAUCAAGAGGACCAGUGCCUCAAUCCGGUGGCUUCUUUAUGGCUAGUUAAAGCUCUCAGAAGGCACCCAGAGGAGCCCAAGCCCCAGCUUCAACCCCCAUUUAUUCCUCUGCCUGUUCUCUCCAAAGAUGAUGGCUGGACCCUGCAUGCAGGGCUGGGGGUGGAAUGUGCUACCUGCUCCUGAUAGCCUGACCUGGGUGUGGAAUGGUGCUACCUGCUCCUGAUGGUUUGACUUGAGCCUCCUGAGUGGUACCUGGAGAGCCUCUGGUCUGUUCUGGACAUGGUCCUGCCCACAGGUUCUGUGGGGUUGCCAGGUCCACACCAGGCUUUCUUUUUUAAAAUGUAAGCCCUUGUGCCUUUGAUGUAUGACUCCUGGGAGAAUCAAGGGUCCAUCUGAGUUUCUGAGUAAAGCUUCUGAUGCUCUGCCUCCCUGUAACCCUUCUGAUUGGGGGCAAAGAGGCAAAGAGACUCCUGUAAGGAUACUAGCCCCCCCCUCCAGCUCAGCACAAGGAUUAUCAAAAGGCGCUGUUUUCAUGGACUAUGCUGCAGUAUCCCCAGAGAACACUAGGGGGCAAGAGGCCCCUGCACGAAGCCUCAGGUUUGAAUUUUAAAGGGGACUUUCUGCCUACUUUUCAUGCAUACCUUGGGACAGUUGUCCUGAACCCAGCAGUGGAAUGUCCUUUGCACCCAUUAAAGGGUGCAUAACUGAAGCCUCAGAAGGAAUUUGGAACUCUACCCUCUCCUCCGUAGAAAGCCGUGGUGCCCUUAGCUUUGGCCCCCAGAGAGAGGGGCUCU
Messenger RNA from Loxodonta africana (African savanna elephant), 5946 nucleotides. RefSeq names its product epithelial splicing regulatory protein 2 (gene ESRP2). Gene Ontology annotation, molecular function: RNA binding. Bases 2806 to 5091 code for a protein of 761 amino acids. Lineage: Eukaryota; Metazoa; Chordata; Mammalia; Proboscidea; Elephantidae. The record is from RefSeq and is a predicted model, not a curated record. The transcript is spliced from 14 exons.